Heteronotia binoei (common prickly gecko) is the source of this 971-nucleotide messenger RNA. RefSeq names its product glycoprotein Ib platelet subunit beta (gene GP1BB). The coding region runs from base 283 to 882 and encodes 199 amino acids. NCBI's taxonomy places the organism in Eukaryota, Metazoa, Chordata, Lepidosauria, Squamata, Gekkonidae. The transcript is spliced from 2 exons. The record is from RefSeq and is a predicted model, not a curated record.
AGCCUUGCUUACCUGACAGAGUUCCUGUGAGGAUGAAAUGGAGGAGAGGAGACCGAUGUGCCCAGCCCUGAGGGCGGGUUUACAACAUAAACGAAACUCAAAUAGCAUGACAACAUUGUGCGAUCACCGGAGAAUGAUUCAGUAGGAAGAGGCGUCCCCUUAUCUUUUUGGUCCAUGCUGGGGACUUUAUCAGGAUUGCUCAGCUGUGCAAGAGCUGCUUCUCUCACUGCUUGCCUGCCGGCCACGUUUGCUUCUUGUUUUUGAGGGAAACUAAUUGGGAACAUGUGGAAGCUGAAGUUCCUCUGGCUCUUCCUUGGGUUUCUGCCUCUUGUUUCCCCCACCUGCCCUUUACCCUGCCGGUGUGCUGCCAAUAUCAUUGACUGCAGGUCAACAGAUCUCACGAAAGAGACUCUUCCCACCUCCUUCAGCUCCUCCACUGUCCAGCUGUACCUCACCAACAACUACCUAACCUCCAUCCCCAAGGGGCUCUUUGACAACCUGAAGGAUCUCCAGAUGGUUUACCUGUGGGGGAAUCCCUGGGAGUGUGACUGCGACAUCCUCUAUUUGCGCACUUGGCUUCAGUGGCAGCAGAACCGCACCCUCUACCGCAAUGUGAUGUGCUCUUCCCCAACCCAUCUUCAAGGCAGGAUCAUCAGCUACUUGUCAGAAGACGAGAUUGUUGCCACCUGCCAGUCUUGGUACUGCAGCUUGGCGUUCAUCACCCAGAUCUGCCUUUUCAUCUUCCUCCUCCUCCAAGCAGCUUUGCUUUUCUCCAUCAUCUGUUACCUGAGGAGAUUCCGAAGGAUGGCCAAAGUAGCCUGGCGAACAAACAUGGAGCUGUCUGAGGACAUCAGUCAGUGGGGAGCGUCCCAUAACGAUUGAUCUGUGGGAUGCCUAGGGACACCAAGAUCUGGGGGGUAGCUGCUUUACAAAUGAACCUCUCCACAUGAAAUAAAGCAUUUAUUUUCAUA